AUGACCAACGUCGACGCCGCUCAGGUCCUUAAACAACCGACCGGAGCAUUCGACAUCGACCUUCCCUUUACGAGCUACGACGAUUCGCAUCCGUUGCAUUUUUCCUCUCGUCCCUCGGAGAAAAUCGAUGGAUUCUGGUAUAUCAUCGGCUCGUCGUUGCCUCUUUGGAAACCAAAGAAGAAUGUCGUAAUUCGAUACAUUCCUCAUCCCGAUGCGAAUGCGAAUGAGGUUAGGUUUACAGACGAGAUUCGUUCCGAGUCUCGCUCGAAAUCGGCUGAAUCAGAGGUGGUUUCAUCGUCGGAGUUGCAGUCCAAGUGGAAAAAGGAAGAGAACUGGCUGAACAAGGCAUUUGGUAUAAAGGGAACAAAUGUGUUGCAGAAAGACGCUAAGAAUGGCGCUUCGUACCAAUGGACCGGGAACGGACUGCUACGAUUCUUCCACUCCAAAUGGCAGGUCAUCGGUUACGGUCCUUACGACCUCGACGAUACAUCGCGUACCAAGUUCGACUGGCUCGUCACGUACUUUGAAAAGACGCCCGCCACCCCCGCCGGCAUCGACGUGUACGUCCGAGACCCGCGCAACAUGCCCGACUCCACUUCUAAAGCCAUCCUGGAACGCAUGAAAGCGUUGAAGACCAAGUAUGAACAGGACCCCGACGAGAAGCGCAAACAGCUUGCAGAGGAGCUCUCGAAGCUUGCCCAGCAAUACUUUGACAUUCCGCACGACGUAUAA
Molecule: messenger RNA, 732 nt
Organism: Mycosarcoma maydis (corn smut)
Lineage: Eukaryota; Fungi; Basidiomycota; Ustilaginomycetes; Ustilaginales
Exons: 2
Coding region: 1-732 (243 amino acids)
Source: RefSeq, a predicted model, not a curated record